AUGAAAUUCUCUAAAGUGUAUACAGUUAUUGCCGUUAUCUUUGCCGUUAAAUUAAUAAACCCAACCCUUUGUGAUCAGGUAAGUACCAAUACGGGUCCCGUCAAUAACAAGGCAAAUAGUGGAACUACGAGUACUCCAGCAACACCUUCAAAGUCUGAUUCACCAAAUUCACCUUCAGUAAAUUCCCCAUCGACUAAUUCCGCAUCGACAAAUUCAGUGCCUUCAACUACAGCUUCAUUAAGUUCACUUUCAGCAUCACCACCAACAGCUGAUGAAAGUGAUAAAGUAAUUGAUAAAAUUAAUGAAGAACUUGAAAAGAAAAAGAAGAAAAAGAAAGUAUGUAUAUUGUCAGCAGCAGCCACGGCAAUGGCUCUUCUAUUAGGAAGUGCAUUAGGUUUCGGAAUUUAUAAGCACAAGAAAGGAUCCAAACAAAAGGUGUGA
This is a messenger RNA of Plasmodium malariae, 441 nucleotides long. RefSeq lists its product as uncharacterized. Bases 1 to 441 code for a protein of 146 amino acids. The transcript has a single exon. The record is from RefSeq and is a predicted model, not a curated record. NCBI's taxonomy places the organism in Eukaryota, Apicomplexa, Aconoidasida, Haemosporida, Plasmodiidae.